This is a messenger RNA of Paecilomyces variotii, 933 nucleotides long. RefSeq lists its product as hypothetical. The coding region runs from base 191 to 802 and encodes 203 amino acids. Gene Ontology annotation, biological process: iron-sulfur cluster assembly. The transcript is spliced from 2 exons. Lineage: Eukaryota; Fungi; Ascomycota; Eurotiomycetes; Eurotiales; Thermoascaceae. The record is from RefSeq and is a predicted model, not a curated record.
UUUAAGUACCGCAAGAGGGGUCCAAUAUAAUAAUCCGACUUCGCGGAAUGACACAAGAAAUCCCAGCACCUCCCCAUUUUGUAUACUAUCAUCCAUCUGACCUGACGCUUUGCAUACACUAGCUCUAGAUAACAUUUUCUUCUUUAGAUUCCCGCACAAUAUCGCAUAAUAUUGCGCUCCCUAUCUCAUCAUGGCGGAGAUGCAGAAUUCAAAUCCCACUAUCUUGAACGUUGCAGAUCUGCCGACUCGUCAUCGGCCGGACAGCGUUCGUAAACCAGGAUCGGAGAAUGGUGGCAUCUUUGCUUCCUAUAUUCCUUACCUGGCGGAUUCCAGCGAUCCGUUCGCUGUAGGCUCUCAGCCGUCAUCUGAUGCAGAGAGCGACGAUGGAGAUCUCAUGGAAGAACCCAUCGACGAGCAAGAAAUAUUCGAUCUAGUUUCUACCAUAUCUGACCCGGAGCAUCCUAUAUCGCUGGGUUCUCUUGCCGUCGUUUCCCUUCCCGACAUCUCUAUCAAACCGUCUCUACCGAACAAUCCAGAAUCACCUCUGCGAACUGUUACUGUUCUCAUAACACCAACUAUCACGCACUGUAGUUUAGCCACAGUUAUCGGGCUUGGAGUACGGGUUCGCUUGGAACAGUCUCUUCCUCCUAGAUUCCGUAUCGAUGUGCGCAUCAAGGAAGGAACGCACAGCACCGCAGAGGAGGUUAACAAGCAGCUGGCGGACAAAGAGAGAGUGGCUGCUGCCUUGGAAAAUGGAACCUUGAUGGGUGUCAUCCGGAAAAUGUUGGAAACCUGCCAGUGAACGGAUAGCAGUGUGCAGAAUCCCCAUUGGAACCGAGCAUGGAUGCGUCAAAUAUGAGAGUCAUGUUGGAACAGGCCGUCUCUAUUGACGAGGAACCGAUGUCAAACCGAUAACAUCCUUGGAGCACAAUC